Messenger RNA from Pristis pectinata (smalltooth sawfish), 1686 nucleotides. RefSeq names its product matrix metalloproteinase-21-like. Gene Ontology annotation, biological process: extracellular matrix organization; proteolysis; collagen catabolic process. The transcript has 6 exons. Gene Ontology annotation, cellular component: extracellular matrix. The record is from RefSeq and is a predicted model, not a curated record. Gene Ontology annotation, molecular function: metalloendopeptidase activity; zinc ion binding. NCBI's taxonomy places the organism in Eukaryota, Metazoa, Chordata, Chondrichthyes, Rhinopristiformes, Pristidae.
AUGCAACCUGUUAAUUGGGAGGACUUGUCGCACCAAGAUGUAACUGCAGCCACUGAUGAAGAUCCAGCUCCUCCUGACUUGAUGAGCGUUGUUGGGGAAGACAUUGAGGUCGUGCACCAAAUGGAGCAUUCUUCAAACCAAAACAUUGAGAGUCCGGCUUUCAUCAAGGCUUUGAAGGAGUUCCAAGAAAGCAAUGGCCUGUCAGUUACUGGUAUUGUGGAUGUACCCACUAGAGAGGCAAUGAAUGUCCCUAGAUGUGGAGUACCAGACCAGAAGUCCCCACCCAACAUUCCAAUAUCUGCUUAUGCCACAGGUGGUACCAGCCAGGCGGCUGAGAGCAAAGCCAACACGACUGGAAGCAAACCUGUCCGCAAGAAACGGUUUUUGCACCACUUCUUUCACAGCCAAAGGUCCAGAGGCAGGCGAACGGAGGUUGCUGACGGCAACGUCUCUGGCCUGGCCUUUGGCAAGCGGAGGUUGAAGUGGCGGCUGCUGAGUGAGGGCUACAGCUCUCAAAUGUCGGUGAGCGAGCAGAGAGCGGCCAUCAGGCUGGCCUUCAGACUCUGGAGCGAGGUCACACCAAUAGACUUUGAAGAGGAUCAGAGGUCCUCGGUCACUGCUGUGGACAUCACGCUGGGAUUUGGAACAGGACGCCAUUUAGGCUGUUCCCAGGCAUUUGAUGGGUCUGGCCAGGAGGUGGCACACUCGUGGCAGAAUGGAGCCAUCCACUUUGAUGAUGAUGAGCAUUUCACAGCAGCCAACAGCAACCAGGGAAUCAACCUGCUGAGGGUGGCCGUGCAUGAGGUAGGGCAUGUCCUAGGCUUGCCUCAUAUGUACAGCAGGGGGUCAGUCAUGCAGCCCAACUACAGUGCAGAGGGCAGAGUCACCGAGCUGGAUGUGACUGACAGGAAAGCCAUCCAGCGGCUGUACGGGGUGUGUGAGGGGCCGUUCGACACGGUCUUUGACUGGGUCCGAAGAGAGAGGGCUCCGGAUAGCAGGCUGGUCAUUACCUUCAACACGUACUUCUUCCGAGACAGUUGGUACUGGAUGUACGAGAACCAUAACAACCGGACACGGUACGGAGACCCCCUACCAAUCUGCACCGGUUGGCGUGGCAUCCCCAGAGCAGGCAUCGACGCCUUCGUGCAUAUCUGCACAUGGUCCAAGGAUGCUGCCUACUUCUUCAAAGGAACUCAGUACUGGAGGUACGACAACAUAAAUGAUCGUGCCUACACACAGGACCCAUAUGGUGUCAGUUAUCCCAAGCUCAUCUCCAGCGGUUUCCCUGGCAUUUCUGGUCCAAUUAAUGCAGCCUUCUUCGACAGACGUGACCAGUGCAUUUACUUCUUCAAGGGCAGCACGGUCACAGCAUUUAAUGUCAACACUAACCUGAGGGUCGCCGGAUUCCCUAAAAGGAUCAUUGAUGUCUUCCCACCUGUGGACCCAGGAGAUCAUCCAUUAGGUAACCUGGAUGCUGCGUAUUAUUCCUACACCCACAGGGCUAUCUUUUUCCUCAAAGGCAUUUAUUUCUGGAGGGUGAUCAACAGACGUGAUCGGGUGACCAACCCUAGCCUGCCCUACAAUGGCCUGUGGCCAAAGCGCAAGGUCAGUGAGCAGUGGCUGGAUAUCUGUAAUGUGCACCUGUCUACCAUGACAUGAAGCCAGAGACCUACCCUGCUGGGAUAG